AUAAGGUCCAAAAGUCCAAAACCCAUCAAAGGAGAAAGAAGGAAAGUAAGAAACUUGGGACAGCUUCAUAAAAAAUUAGUUCUCUUUUCACUUCACUGACCUUGGCUUCAUCCACUCUCUAUAGAAUUCCCAAAAAGGGUUUUGUUUCAUAAAAAACCAGCCAAAAAGAAGAAAACCCAAGAGCUAGAAGAUCAACCAGAAGCAGAAUAAUGAAGACUAUCCCUCUAAUUCUAAUGGGCUGUGGAGGUGUUGGACGCCAACUCCUCCAGCACAUUGUGUCCUGCAGAUCCCUUCACGCCAAACUCGGAGUUCAUUUACGAGUUGUGGGAGUGUCUGAUAGUAAAUCACUAGUUGUUGCGUCAGAUGCUAAACAAAAGGAAUUGGACGAUAAUCUUUUAACUGAAGUUUGUAGGGUCAAAUCAGAUGGUUCUUCCUUGUCAAAAGUUAAUGGCGUUGGUGAGUGUCAAACGUUCUCCAAUUCAGAAUCAAGAACGGAAGUGCUAGGCAUUGCAUCGCUUCUUGGAAAAUCAACAGGUUUAGCCCUUGUAGAUUGCUCAGCCAGUUCGGAAACUGUUGGAGUGCUAAAGCAAGGAGUUGACUUGGGUUGUUGCAUUGUUCUGGCAAAUAAAAAGCCUCUUACAUCCACACUGGAGGAUUAUGACAAAUUGGUUUCACAUCCUCGCUUCAUACGGCAUGAGUCAACUGUUGGUGCUGGGCUUCCAGUCAUAUCAUCAAUAAAUCGCAUGAUUUCAUCUGGAGACCCCAUCCAUCGUAUUGUUGGAAGUUUGAGCGGUACAUUGGGUUAUGUAAUGAGUGAGGUUGAAGAUGGCAAGCCAUUGAGCCAAGUUGUUAAAUCUGCUAAAAGCUUGGGAUACACUGAACCAGAUCCACGAGAUGACCUCAGUGGGAUGGAUGUUGCCAGGAAGGCUUUGAUCCUUGCCCGACUUCUUGGGAGGCGUAUUGAGUUAAGUAGCAUAAGGAUUGAGAGCUUGUAUCCUGAAGAAAUGGGACCUAGUAAGAUGUCUGUUGAAGACUUUUUGAAUGGUGGGCUUGUAAAGCUUGAUAACAAUAUCGAAGAGAGAGUUAGAAAAGCUUCACUCAAUGGGAAUGUGCUCCGUUAUGUCUGUGUGAUAGAAGGCACGAGGUGCGAAGUUGGAAUUCAAGAACUUACUAAGAAUUCUGCUUUGGGAAGAUUGAAAGGAAGUGACAAUGUGCUAGAAAUAUAUACCCGAUGCUAUAGUGAACAACCAUUAGUUAUUCAAGGCGCAGGAGCCGGAAAUGAUACUACUGCAGCAGGUGUGCUUGCUGAUAUCCUCGACAUUCAGGAUCUAUUUCCCUGAAAGAAAUUGGGGACAUCAGCUUGAGGAGAAUCAGGACUUGAGUUGCCGAGUAUUUCACCUACAAUAUGAAGCAAAGAGACGCAAAGUUUUUGAAUGUCAAAUAAUUUAGCUAUCCGUAUGUUUCUGGAAAGGAAUCUUGUACUAGAGAUUGUGAAUAUGUUUCUGGAAAGAAAUCUUGUACUAGAGGUUGUGAACAUGCGGGUAUUUGAGCUGAUUUGUAUAAGCCUUUGCUAUAUUCACCUGCAGCAAAUGUUGAAAAGAAACAAAUCAUACUGAUACAUGAAUGGAAGUCAGUAACUUCAGAUCUGCAUUCUUUGGAUGCUGAUAA
This is a messenger RNA of Theobroma cacao (cacao), 1668 nucleotides long. RefSeq names its product Glyceraldehyde-3-phosphate dehydrogenase-like family protein. Gene Ontology annotation, biological process: aspartate family amino acid biosynthetic process. The record is from RefSeq and is a predicted model, not a curated record. Lineage: Eukaryota; Viridiplantae; Streptophyta; Magnoliopsida; Malvales; Malvaceae. Gene Ontology annotation, molecular function: homoserine dehydrogenase activity.